Molecule: messenger RNA, 2529 nt
Organism: Drosophila innubila
Lineage: Eukaryota; Metazoa; Arthropoda; Insecta; Diptera; Drosophilidae
Gene: singed
Product: protein singed
Exons: 6
Coding region: 827-2365 (512 amino acids)
Biological process (GO): establishment or maintenance of cell polarity; actin filament bundle assembly; cell migration
Cellular component (GO): actin cytoskeleton; cytoplasm
Molecular function (GO): actin filament binding; protein-macromolecule adaptor activity
Source: RefSeq, a predicted model, not a curated record
UUGUAUAUGGGUCUGCAACGGGUUUCAUUCCAAUUCGAGAGCAAGUCGUGAGCGGUUGUGUUUCUGAUACGAAUUUUGUGGUCCUAUUGUGCGCGCAUGCGUCUGUCAGCCAGUUUGAAAUCGUGAAAAAUCCUUUUGCCAUACACCAAGCACGCACACAUACGAAUGUGAAGGCGCCACCAAACAAAAGCGAAAAUCAGCAUAAAAUACCUGAGAAUAAGCAAUCACCAUAAUAAACUCAAAACAACAAAAAAAAAAAAAAAACAACAAAAAUUUCAUAAUUAUUGCCUGUGAUUUGUUUACGUUUUUUUUCUGAUUUUUUAUUGUGAGUGAACUUGAACUGCGGGAAAGAGUUACUUUGUACUUUUUCUACCUAACAAAAUUCGAAUUGGAAGUGAAGGGUGUAAGAGAGCGUACACACACAAAUACACACGCGUACAGCGACAAACAAGGCGUAGUAGAAACACCGGCAAACAGCAGCAGCAGCAGCAGAGAAGGAGCGCAAAUAGAAAACGAUAAAAGGCAACGGCCAAUAAAACGAAACUUAUUGAACUCAACAUUGAACGAGAAGAGAGCGAUUGAAGAGAGUGCGCGGCAGAAAGGAUAAUAAGCAAAACUGCAAUUAAAACGGUAAUUAAAGCGGCAGCCCCAGUGACAACAACAACAACAAGAGCAGCAACAGUAAUAACAACAACAACAACAGCAGCAGCAAGAGCAACAAGAGCAAGCAACAAAGAAAAGAGCAAGAAAGUGAUAAAUUGAUUGAUUUACCGGCAGGGUCCAAUCGAUAAAUUUAACAGCCGCCACCAUUGCACCCAUAAGCACCAUGAACGGCCAGAGCUGUGAGCUGGGCCACAGCAAUGGUGACAUUAUAUCACAGAAUCAACAAAAGGGCUGGUGGACCAUUGGUCUGAUCAAUGGUCAGCACAAGUAUAUGACCGCUGAGACAUUUGGCUUUAAGCUCAAUGCAAAUGGCGCCAGUCUGAAGAAGAAACAACUCUGGACACUGGAGCCAUCCAAUACGGGUGAAAGUAUUAUCUAUUUACGAUCUCAUCUGAACAAAUAUCUAUCGGUCGAUCAAUUUGGCAAUGUGCUGUGCGAGAGCGAAGAACGCGAUGCGGGCAGUCGCUUUCAGAUCAGCAUCAGCGAAGACGGCAGCGGUCGCUGGGCGUUGAAGAAUGAAUCGCGUGGUUAUUUUCUGGGCGGUACACCCGACAAACUCGUCUGCACGGCGAAAACGCCAGGUGCCAGUGAAUUUUGGACAGUGCAUUUGGCUGCCAGGCCUCAAGUCAAUUUGCGUUCAAUUGGCCGCAAGCGAUUUGCGCAUCUCUCCGAAUCGCAGGAUGAGAUUCAUGUGGAUGCCAAUAUACCCUGGGGCGAGGAUACGCUCUUUACGCUCGAGUUUCGUGCCGAUGAAGGCGGUCGUUAUGCCCUGCACACGUGCAACAACAAAUACUUGAAUGCUAAUGGAAAGCUGCAGGUGGUGUGCAAUGAGGAUUGCCUGUUCAGUGCUGAAUACCAUGGUGGUCAUUUGGCGCUGCGUGAUCGUCAGGGUCAAUACUUGUCGCCAAUUGGCUCGAAGGCCGUGUUGAAGUCGCGCUCGUCGACGGUGACACGGGAUGAGCUCUUCUCGCUGGAGGAUUCAUUGCCGCAGGCAUCGUUUAUAGCUGGACUCAAUUUGCGCUAUGUGAGCGUUAAGCAGGGAGUCGAUGUGACCGCCAAUCAGGAUGAGGUUGGUGAGAACGAGACGUUCCAAUUGGAAUACGAUUGGUCGGCGCAUCGUUGGGCAUUGCGCACCACACAGGAUCGCUAUUGGUGCCUCUCGGCGGGUGGUGGCAUCCAGGCAACUGGCAAUCGUCGCUGUGCGGAUGCCCUCUUUGAGCUCAUUUGGCAUGGCGAUGGCUCCUUGUCGUUCCGGGCCAAUAAUGGCAAGUUCUUGGCCACCAAGCGUUCGGGCCAUUUGUUUGCUACCUCCGAGUCCAUUGAGGAGAUUACCAAGUUCUAUUUCUACUUGAUUAAUCGACCAAUUCUGGUACUCAAGUGCGAGCAGGGAUUUGUUGGUUAUCGCACGCCUGGCAAUCUGAAGCUCGAGUGCAACAAGGCCACCUACGAGACCAUUCUCGUCGAGCGCGCCCAAAAGGGUCUUGUCCAUUUGAAGGCGCACAGCGGCAAGUAUUGGCGCAUUGAAGGUGAGAGCAUCUCGGUGGAUGCCGAUGCGCCAGCCGACGGUUUCUUUUUGGAGCUGCGCGAGCCAACACGAAUUUGCAUAAGAUCGCAACAGGGCAAAUAUUUGGGUGCUACCAAAAAUGGCGCCUUUAAAUUGUUGGAUGAUGGCACCGAUUCGGCCACACAAUGGGAAUUCUAAGGAGUCGAGAAGUCUCCAAUAUAUCCAAUCUCCAAUGAUAAAGCACGUGUUUAGUAAUAGUAAAAAAAAACUACAUCAAUAAUAAUAAUAACAAAAAAAACAACACGUAUCAAUUUUCCAGAAUUUUUAAAAUGUGUCGACUAAAUGUCCAAAUCAAAAGAAAC